CAUUUCGGAUUUUGUCUGAGUGGGGUGUGGGCAUGGUAUAAAUCCAGAGAAAUGGAAUCUUAUAUUCUCAGUCCUCUGGUUUGCUGAAGUGUCUGUGUCGUAAGCAAUUAGUGAAAGAGCGAAAUGAAGCUGAUAGUUUUGGCCCCAUUAUUUUUAAUAACUCUAUCUUCAGUAACCAGCCAUCCGCAUCUUUACAAUCCUUAUUAUAAACUCUUCCGGUAUAACAGUCCCUCCAGCUAUGCCAGUCAUUACUCCCAAUUCCUCCCCACAUACGCGGACAUAGUCCACGAUUCGGCCCUUUCGGCCUAUUUAUCCACCCCCGAUUUCCUCCCAACCCUUAACGUCUUGGCCGAAGUGCCUUACGCCAUCACCAACAGCUUCACGGUGGUUCCCAUGCUGGUGGUGUCCAAGGACAACAUGCACAUGGUCUCCAAUGCCCAGAUCAUGAGCAUUUCCAAGAAGAAACCAGUGAUGACCAUCAAGAAUAAGAAAAACCAAGUGAUUCAAUGCACACCGGCCGUAAAAAUUGUCCUGGAGAAACCAAUUACUGUCUAUACGUUGAAAACGAGCAUUUUAUUCCCGUCUGAAAUUGAGAUUGUCCAUGCUGGGUUGAGGCUGCCCAUAAGGGUGGGGGCUAUUAUUGCCCCCGUGAAGCCGGAUACGUACAUUUCAGUGGAAACCCCCAUCGCUGUUAACGUGGUCUAUGCUGUACCUACAAGACCCAUCAACUAUGAUUAUGUCAACCAUGAUGGGGUUAUUGAAAUUCCUGAUAAUCAGGCCGUUGUGGUGGAAAGCGAGCCGGUUUUACCGCCGAAAAAUGUCACAAUCAUUGAUUUUCCCGAAAAAGAGGCUGAGCCUGUUUUGACUAUUGAUGAGGAAGAUGAUGAAUUAGUGAAUCGUAACCCUCCCAUUCUUUUGGCCCCCGCUGGUAUUGUCCAAUCAACACAACCCAUAACACAUAUUGAGCAGUUUACCAAUUCGAAGGAAUCCCCCGUGCUGAUAGCCCUACGAGAAGAAGCUCUCAAAAAUAAGCGAGUUUGAGUUUUGACAUUGAAGCUUUCGCAUGUUCGUGAAAGUUCUCUCAAAGUUUUCAGUAAAUUAGAGGAUAGGUUUUUAUUUAAUAAAUAAUUUCUCUUGUAGGUACUACGUAUCAAAAAAUUGUCUUGUCGGUCAACUGUACGAUGUAUAUUUUUUGAUUGUUUUAACAAUACACUGCCACUAAAUUUUUUGUUGUUACAAUAGAAUUCUCAGUUAAAUUAUGUUCUUUAAUAAAUAAAUAAACAGUUAAUUGUGA
Tribolium madens (black flour beetle) is the source of this 1294-nucleotide messenger RNA. RefSeq lists its product as uncharacterized. Bases 124 to 1041 code for a protein of 305 amino acids. NCBI's taxonomy places the organism in Eukaryota, Metazoa, Arthropoda, Insecta, Coleoptera, Tenebrionidae. The transcript has 3 exons. The record is from RefSeq and is a predicted model, not a curated record.